Apiotrichum porosum is the source of this 2235-nucleotide messenger RNA. RefSeq lists its product as uncharacterized. Gene Ontology annotation, molecular function: alpha-L-fucosidase activity. The transcript has a single exon. Gene Ontology annotation, biological process: carbohydrate metabolic process. The record is from RefSeq and is a predicted model, not a curated record. Lineage: Eukaryota; Fungi; Basidiomycota; Tremellomycetes; Trichosporonales; Trichosporonaceae. The coding region runs from base 1 to 2235 and encodes 744 amino acids.
AUGACAGCGUCCGUCGACGACAAUGCCACCACCCGGGUGUGGUACAGCUCUCCGGCCACGAGGGACUCGAUGCUCGAACGCGCCCUUCCCAUUGGCAACGGUCGACUAGGCGCCCUCGUCAGCAACGAGCCAUGCCACGAGCUCCUCGUCAUCACAGACGCGACCCUCUGGGACGGCUGCGGGAAUGAGUUGUUAGGGGACGAUGGACAACACAGAUAUGAACCGUCCAGUUCGAGUUUUGGCACUCUCACACAGCUGGCACACGUCGCGAUCGAUCUCCCCUCCCACACCGACGUCACUGAUUACCACCGCGACCUGGAUCUGUCCCGGGGCGUUGUCUCAGCGCGGUACAACCAUGCUGGUAUAUUCUACGUCCGAGAGGUCUUUGCGAGUCACCCGGAUGAUCUCAUUGUGCUGCGACUCGGCGGGGAGGGAGCCUAUACGGGCACCAUCUCGUUGUCCGGCACUCAUGGCGAGACCACCUCCGCAGAGGACGGCACCAUCUUCUUUGCUGCAGCGUUCGGCAACAACCUCCGGUACUCGGCAGCUGUGACCGCCCACUGCAAGAGCGGGACCAUCACGUCCAGCGGAAGCCAGCUUGUUCUGUCGGACUGUGUUGAGGUUACUGUCAUCAUCGGCGGCUGCACAGACUAUUCGUCCGACGGCUCGGCGGGGUAUCGCGACACGAGUGUCGACCCGGUGAUCAAGGCGAGGCGUACGGUAACCACCGCAGGUCCAUUUGGUGAUCUUCUUGAGACUCACGUGGCCGAUUUCUCCUCCCAGUUCUCCGGGUUUCACCUUUCACUCGGCCGGUCGACAGAUGCGCAACGCGCGCUCGAGACAGCCAACCGUGUUGUGCGUCGCGGCGACACCGACGAGCCAGACCCAGAGUUAGAGGCACUAUACGUCCAGUUCGGACGCUACCUCCUCAUCAGCAGUUCUCGGAACGGCCUACCUCCCGGUCUCCAGGGCCCUUGGCUUGAUGGCAACAACCCAGCUUGGAUGGGCGACUACCACAACGACAUCAACAUCAACAUGAACUAUUGGAUCGCGGACCGAUGUGGCCUGUCGCGCAACUUUGCCCCGUUGACCGAAUACAUCCUAUCUCAGCUUCCAGCCUGGACUGCACAGACGCAGAAAUGCUUCAACCACCCAAAUAAUCGCUUCCGCAACUCGUCGGACAAGAUUGGAGGAUGGGCUGUCGCGUACUCGACAAACAUUUACGGAGGCCAAGGAUGGUGGUGGCACCCUUCCGGCAACGCUUGGCUGUGUCUCAACCUCUGGGAACACUGGGAGUACACGCAAGAUCUCGAGUAUCUGAGGCGCAUCUUCCCGGUAAUUCACGGCGCAUGCGAGUUUUGGGAGACGCGACUCAUCCCCUUCACCCUCGAUGACGGUACCGAGGUCCUCGUGGCUGACAAGGACUGGUCGGCUGAACAUGGACCCGAAGACGCCUAUGGCAUCACAUAUGCACAGGAGCUCGUCUACUCGCUCUUCACGCAGUUUUGCUCGGCUGCAACUAUUCUCGACCAAGAGACUAGCUAUGCAACCACCAUUGCAGGCCUACUACGCCGUCUCCACCUUCCAGGACUCACUCGUAGCGGUCGUCUUCAAGAAUGGAUGAGCGAUGCGGAUGACCUGGGCGAAAAGCUUCACCGCCACUUGUCUCCCCUCAUCGGUCUAUUCCCGGGCGAUCGCCUUACUCCAGAGGCUUCGCCAACAGACCUCAUCAGGGGUGCCACCCUUCUUCUGGAAGACCGUGGUAUGGAGAACUUUGGAUGGGCCUGCGCGUGGCGCGCUGUAUGCUGGGCCCGCCUCAAGAAUGCGGACAAGGCAUACCAGCUCAUCGGCACCAACCUGCGGCCCUCGGUCGGAGGCUCGACCGGGACGGCUCCCAACCUGUUUGAUAUGUACAACGGGUCAAAGGGCGACGGUGACGGUUUGUUCCAGAUCGACUCCAACUUUGGAACCGCUGCUGCGGUCAUUGAAAUGCUGCUGUAUUCGCGUCCUGGAGCCAUCGACCUGCUCCCGGCUGUGCCCACGGCGUGGCAGUCGGGACGCGCCACAGGCAUCGGCGCACGCGGUGGGUUCGUCGUCGACAUGUCGUGGCACAAGAGCAAGGUUAUAGAGGCGACAGUCCGUAGUGUAGGCGGGACUACCACCACCGUGACAUCCGGCGACAUUUCACAAGAUGUGAAGUUGGGCAGAGGCGAGUCAGUAACACUCCAAUUUUAG